AAUACCAACAAAGACAACUGGAACAAGCAUUGAGGCUUGUCCAACUAUUGUUUUGAGAGACUAUUGAAAGUUCACGACUUCAUUUGCUUUUAUACACCUACACUGCACACAAGACCAAACAUCACGGUAUUACAUCCGUUGCAUCCAACAAGGGAGGCUUCUUGUUUAUGCCAUCUACCGUUUGCAGACAUUCCUCAACGAUUGCUGGCCACCACAAACACACGAAUCAUCAUACAUAUUAACCAUAAAUAUGCCAUUUGUAACGGAGCUCACCAAGCGAUUGGGCAUCCGUGUCCCCGUGGUCCAAGGCGGCAUGAUGCACGUUGGGACGGCCGACCUCGCCGCUGCAGUAUCCAACGCUGGUGGGCUAGGUAUCAUCACCGGCCUCAUUUUCCUAACGCCUACAGCCUUGGCUGCCGAGAUCCGUCGCUGUCAAACACUUACCAAGAAUCCAUUUGCCGUCAACCUGACGCUGCUCCCCUCGACGCUGAAUCCUGACUACCCCGCGCUGGCGCAGACGAUUAUCGAUGAGGGAGUCAAGAUUGUCGAAACUGCUGGCCAUUCACCUGGCCCUAUUAUCAAGCAGCUCAAGGAAGCAGGCGUCAUUGUCAUGCAUAAAUGCACCAGCAUCAAGCACGCCCUGUCGGCCGAGAAGCUCGGCGUAGAUUUCCUAUCCAUUGACGGCUUCGAAGCCGCCGGUCAUAUUGGCGAAUCGGACAUUACCAAUUUCAUCCUUCUUAGCAAGGCGCGCCAAACACUCCGUGUUCCCUUUAUUGCUAGUGGCGGGUUUGCUGAUGGCUGGGGGCUUGCCGCCGCGCUGAUGCUCGGAGCGUGCGGCAUCAACAUGGGCACGCGGUUCCUGUGCACUGUCGAGGCACCGGUGCAUGAGAAUAUUAAGCGCGAGAUUGUCAAGGCGCAAGAGACGGAUACGACGCUGCUCCUGAGGCGGUGGAAAAACACGUCGCGCUUGUAUAAGAACAAGGUCACGGAGGCGGCGCUAAAGAUUGAGCGCGAGAGCACCACGGGCGAAUUUGCAGAGGUGGCUCCGUACGUGAGUGGGAAGAGAGGCAAGGAGGUCUUUAUCAAUGGCGAUCCUGAGUUCGGUGUAUGGACUACUGGUGAGGUGAUUGGACUCAUUCACGAUAUUCCUACGUGUAGUGUGCUAGUAAAUCGGAUUCAGCAGGAGGCUGAACAAGCAUUUAAAAACCGGACAGGUUUGAUGGUGUCGGCGUCAAAAUUGUAGAUGAACAGGUAUUCAGCGGCGAGCAUGGUAGGGCUGGUUGCAGCUGCGCAUACUUUGACGCGGAACUGACAAGACUACAAAUUGUCCUGCCCAAGCUAUUCUGUUUAUUUAUACAUCAUCAGUGUUGGUCCUUUUUGGAAUAUUUUUCUAUGUAUAGCUACGUUGCGGAUUUAGAAACCGCGGUUUUGUAUCGUACCGUCAUCGUCGCUGCUAUCAAUAUACGCAAGCAGAGAGAUUCGUAUUUUGGGCAUCAUUCAGGCACGUCUCCAAAGAUGUUCUGGCUGUCUUAGGAUAACUGAGACACAUUUGGAGGCGCUGAAGGCCAAACUUUCGCGGACUAUUAGAAGAGGACCGAUUCCGACACUUAGCCCUGAGAAGUUUUGGCAUUUCCUGGCUACAAUUGUAUGGUACGGAAAUGAAUUGAUCUUUUUUUUAAUGUUACGCU
This is a messenger RNA of [Torrubiella] hemipterigena, 1688 nucleotides long. Lineage: Eukaryota; Fungi; Ascomycota; Sordariomycetes; Hypocreales; Clavicipitaceae. The record is from the annotation of a GenBank genome assembly.